Molecule: messenger RNA, 1054 nt
Organism: Pyrus x bretschneideri (Chinese white pear)
Lineage: Eukaryota; Viridiplantae; Streptophyta; Magnoliopsida; Rosales; Rosaceae
Exons: 3
Coding region: 150-782 (210 amino acids)
Source: RefSeq, a predicted model, not a curated record
UUUUAAAUUAGGUUCAAUUAACCCCUAUAAGUACAACUUUUAUAUCAUCUUGUUGAUCGUGUUUAAUUUUCUAGGUUGCACCAACUAAUCUUGAGGACUCAAAUGAUGAUGAUAAUCUCGAAAAUCUCACUGUAAGUGACUGUAAAUCAAUGGAAGUGAUUUUCCAACUAAAGGGACCGAAGCUUGAAGAAAGUAGUCACUCCGUUGAAGCAUUCAAUAAAUUGAGGUCCUUCGAGUUACAGAAGCUGCCAAGUUUAACGCGUGUUUGGGAGACAGGUAGUUCACAACCGAUGUUCGCAGGAAGCAGUUUUGGAAACUUGAAAUCGCUGGAUGUCCAAUGUUGCGACCGGUUGAAAUACUUGUUUUCUUCGUCCAUAGUCAAACUUCUUGUGAGUGUAGAGGACAUAAAAGUUGAUAGGUGCGAGCAGAUGGAAGAAAUCGUUGCCGCAGAAGAAGAAGAAACAGGGGAAAUAAUUACAUUACCUAAAGUGAAGUCCAUCUGGCUUAAAAGUCUGCCAAAACUCAAGUAUUUUUGUUGCGAAGCUUACACUUUGAAGUUGCCGUCUUUGGAGUUAUUGGAGGUUAUUAAUGUGCAAGACUUAAGGCCAUUUGAUUCUAAGCUUGUUGACACGCAUAAUCCCCGAUUGCAAGUAAAACCCGCAUUUCGACAGGAAUGGACAAGUAAGUAUGAAGAUGACGAAAUCGACAAUGAGGAUGACGAUGACGAAAUCGAAGGCAAGGAUGAAAAUGACGAAACCAACAGGAAUGACGAACACAAUUGAUUGAUCAAGCACAAAGGAAAAGAGUUUAAAGAACGUUGUGGCUACAGCAAUUCGUUUACUAUAUCAUAUGUACAAACCAAUAAAAGGACAUUUGUUGCACCAGAAUUUCAUUCCAAAAAUACUAUUUAUGUUGCUUAUUUUAUGUACCAUAAAUUUCGAUUGCGAUUAUUACUGUUUGUUUCUAAAUUCGCAUCAUUUGUGUUUUGCUUAUUUGUGCUCGAGUUCUUGUAUUGCCAUUUAUAAUGAUAAUUUGGAAAUGUUGUCUCUAGCUA